Penicillium expansum is the source of this 867-nucleotide messenger RNA. Its product is annotated as ankyrin repeat domain-containing protein. Gene Ontology annotation, molecular function: protein binding. The transcript is spliced from 2 exons. Bases 1 to 867 code for a protein of 288 amino acids. NCBI's taxonomy places the organism in Eukaryota, Fungi, Ascomycota, Eurotiomycetes, Eurotiales, Aspergillaceae. The record is from RefSeq and is a predicted model, not a curated record.
AUGAUCGCAUAUUCUGCCAGUGAAACCUACCCUCAAGCCAGUAUCACACCUCCACCAGUCCCAUCACAUGCGCCUAUCCAAGCACUGCAAGAGUUGGGGCAGUUUUGUAUCCAAGGCGACAUUGAAAGUUUUACAAGGACUCUAAAUAGCAGCUCUAUUGCCAGUAUCUUACAUGAUAACAACAUAGUCGAUCUGUCAGGGGUUAUGACCCAAGCCAUCAAGCUGGGAAGAACCUGUUUUGUGAAAGAGUUGCUCCGCCAUGAAGUGCCUUUAUUUCCAAUAUAUAUCUCUGAGGCCAUUAACGCGAAAGAAAAUGCAAAAGAUAUUCUGGAAAGCCUUCUAGAAAAUGGGUGGGAUAUCAACCAGCCGAUGGGCGCAAUGCAUCCCCCGAUUCUUAGUGAUGCGUUAGACGAUCUUGAGAUGACGACCUGGCUUCUUGAUCACGGAGCCGAUCCUAACCGUCGAUGUAAUAUUGAUUUUACACCACUCUCCUACGCUAUUGAACAUGCCUCUUUGCCAAUCGUCAAUCUUCUGCUCAAUCGUGGGGGCGAUGUUACAAAAGGACAGGUUUUGCACCACGCAGUUGCUCGCGAGUCGGACGCAGUAGAGGUCCUGAAGCUUCUCAUUGCCCAGGGCGCUCCGAUUAACGGUAUCAUGUAUCGAGAUCACCAGCCUUCUUGGGACAUGUAUCUCUUUAUGGGAGAAACUCCUCUUCACAAGGCAGUGUUCCUUCGCAAAGUCGAUGUCAUUCACUAUCUUCUUGGGGAAGGAGCGGAACUUAAUGUCAAAGAUGUCAGGAACCGAACUGCUUUACAAUGCGCCGAUGAAGAUAUUCGGAGAGAGAUCACAAAAUGGUCACAAUACUAA